Racocetra persica is the source of this 285-nucleotide messenger RNA. The record is from the annotation of a GenBank genome assembly. NCBI's taxonomy places the organism in Eukaryota, Fungi, Glomeromycota, Glomeromycetes, Diversisporales, Gigasporaceae.
GAUAAAGGAGCAAAAAAAACCAUUCUGGUGGCUUCUGUCCCAGAAUUACAAGACUUAAAAAAUUAUUUAAAAUCCCAAGGAUUAAAAUCCAUUAGUGCAGCGGAUUUAGAAGAAGAAAACGGAAAAGACAACUGCGUCGGGGAGAACAAAUUAAAUAACCUAAAAAUAUUAAAUAUAGAUAGAGUAUUAGCUCAGUUGGGAGAGCAUCUGCCUUACAAGCAGAGGGUCGCUGGUUCGAGCCCGGCAUACUCUACCAUAAAAUAUAAUGUGAAAGACAAUUGCUAG